This is a messenger RNA of Theobroma cacao (cacao), 1134 nucleotides long. Its product is annotated as lipid phosphate phosphatase epsilon 2, chloroplastic-like. Gene Ontology annotation, molecular function: dolichyldiphosphatase activity. The record is from RefSeq and is a predicted model, not a curated record. Gene Ontology annotation, cellular component: intracellular membrane-bounded organelle; endoplasmic reticulum membrane. Lineage: Eukaryota; Viridiplantae; Streptophyta; Magnoliopsida; Malvales; Malvaceae. Gene Ontology annotation, biological process: protein N-linked glycosylation; lipid biosynthetic process.
UAAAAAAAAAAAAUAGUCAAACCCCUGUCCUCUGUCCACACAUUUUCCACGUUAAAACUACAAAACUUGAAGCAAAGGAGAGAAAAUGAUUCUUUUAGCACUUUCCAUUGAUUUUCUUCCUUCCCCAAAGGGGUCUCCAAAAGAUGUCCUCAAUUUCAACUUUUUUCCAUCCUCCGCUCUUUAGAUUCAAGCUUGGUUCUUCUCCUAAGCUUUGUAAAUCUUCGAACCCAGAUUUUUUCUGUCAGUUCCGGACCCGGAAACCAAGCUCUCUCGGAGGAUUUUUGGCCGAGAAAACCGGGGUGUGGGACCUUCCGAGAGCCAUGAUUAAAACUUCCGCGGUCAGGGACUCUAGGAAUGGAGAUGACUGUCUUCAAGUGCUUGAGCAAGAAGCUUUCAUCGAGGGGUCAGCGCGGCUUCGAGGGCUGGAGACAACCUUGAAUCGUAUGAGCAAGUGGUUGGUGGCGGCGACGUUUGGUGGGGUGCUUCUGUGGAGGCAUGACGCGGAGGCUAUAUGGGUGGCGAUGGGGUCGAUUGUGAACGCGCUGCUGUCAGUUGGGCUGAAAAGGGUGCUGAAUCAGGAGCGGCCUGUUGCUGGGCUUAAGUCUGACCCUGGGAUGCCAUCUUCUCAUGCCCAAUCCAUCUUCUUCACUGUCGUUUUUACCAUAGCUUCCAUUUUGGAAUGGCUGGGAGUUAAUGAACUUUCAGUGAGCAUCAGUGCUCUGGCUCUGGCAUUUGGUUCAUAUUUUUCAUGGCUUCGAGUGUCACAGCAGCUUCACACGAUGAGUCAAAUCCUUGUGGGUGCUAUCAUAGGGUCCAUUUUCUCAGUUUUGUGGUACAUGUCAUGGAAAGCUGUUGUUUUGGAAGCAUUUCAUUCCUCAUUGUUGGUACGGGUAAUUGUUCUUCUGGGUUCUGCGGGAUUUUGCCUUGGCUUUCUUCUGUAUGUGAUUCAGUAUUGGCUUAGGGAUGAAAGAUGAACGAUGUAAAUAGAUUUAGUUUUAGACGGAUGAAGAUUCCACAGAUGAUUUCAUGAACAGACAAGAAUAAUUGUCUCAUGUCUGAAGCUUAACAGAGCUAAUUAUGUAAAAGUCCUUUGACUCGAUCCUCUCAAGAGUUACGGAAUAUAUUUGAGAGAGA